GACCUGUCAAACCGAGCUCGAAACAACCAACCAGCUAUUCCACUUUGAAUCACUUACAGCCAUCCACCGAAAAAGUAAAUUUCUAAGAAUCUUUGUCGCAUUAAUAAAAAAACAUGGAUAUUAGACUAUUGCGCUCGUCGGAUAUUCCGCAUGUUCAACAUGCCAACAUCACCAAUCUCCCCGAAAACUAUUUCAUGAAAUAUUACCUCUACCAUGCCCUCUCCUGGCCACAACUCUCCUUCGUCGCAGUCGACGUCUCGCGUCCCCAGAAAACCCCCUACGACUACCCCCGCAUCGUCGGCUAUGUCCUUGCGAAAAUGGAAGAAGAUCCUGCCGAUGGCGUUCAACACGGUCACAUUACCAGUCUGAGUGUUAUGCGCACCCAUCGACGUCUUGGAAUUGCUGAAAAACUCAUGAGACAGAGUCAAAAAGCCAUGGUCGAAACCUUCUCCGCACAAUACGUCUCCCUGCACGUCCGCGUCUCCAACCAAGCCGCGCUGCGUCUCUACCGCGACACUCUCGGUUUCCAGACGGAAAAAAUCGAGGCAAAGUACUAUGCCGAUGGCGAAGAUGCCUAUUCGAUGAAUUUGGAUCUGUCGUAUAUCCGGGAGCAGAUAUUGGAUGAGGAGGAGGGGGACGAGGGCGAGGCGGUCGGGAGCGCAGGAAGCGCAAAGGAUGUGAAGGCGAUUGAGGAGGGGAAGGAUGCAGAGGCGGGCGAAAAGAAGAGGAAGGUCAAGGUAGGGAGGGGAUUGGGGGUGGGCGAGCUGGUGGAGAAGAACGAGGCGUUGCCUAUUAGGGAGGAGAAGUGAUGCAUGGACUACCUUAUCUGUGGCGCUUUCUCGUUUCGAGAGCAAGGAUGAACGAGGGUUAUGGAAUGGAUAUGAUAUGAUAUGAUAUGAUGUGAUGUGAUGUGUAGGACAUGCUGUAGGAGGAUUGCAUAUAUUCCUGGAGUCUAAAAGUCAUUUUCAUCGUGUUGGUUUGUUGGUCGUGGCUUUGGAGAUGGUAUGACGACAGACAUGUCGUAUCUAGGGAAAGAUGCUGCUCUUGUGAAAACACGAAUGUAGUUUGCAUACCGAGUACAUCAUGGAAGCCCGAGUGGGAGAGAGGAAUCUUCUCUCAAGUAAGAUUACUUAUAAAGUCUAAAUAUAGAUCAUCUAGAUUGAGAAUCAAAAACACUCGAUAUCUUGCA
Molecule: messenger RNA, 1189 nt
Organism: Botrytis cinerea B05.10
Lineage: Eukaryota; Fungi; Ascomycota; Leotiomycetes; Helotiales; Sclerotiniaceae
Gene: Bcard1
Product: Bcard1
Exons: 3
Coding region: 114-809 (231 amino acids)
Biological process (GO): N-terminal peptidyl-glutamic acid acetylation
Cellular component (GO): NatA complex
Molecular function (GO): protein-N-terminal-glutamate acetyltransferase activity; protein N-terminal-serine acetyltransferase activity
Source: RefSeq, a predicted model, not a curated record